AAGAAUGAGGAAAACAAAAAGAAUUGGGUGGGACACGACUUGGUCCGGCUUCGAAUAAUUGACAUCGAAAGGCAGAAGAAAUUUGUUUGAAUCCGAAGCUGAGUUCUGGCAGUAUCGUUAUUAAUUUGCCUUUUACACGAUGGAGAGCAGAGGAGGAGGAGGUGGAGGAGAAGAUCAGCUGAAGCAAAUGGCGGAGCUGAGCAAAACCCUAAAAGAAGGAGAAAGGAUUCUGGCGCCAACAAGGCGUCCUGAUGGUACUCUUCGAAAACCCCUUCGGAUUAGGGCUGGCUAUGUUCCGCAGGAUGAAGUCGCCAUUUACCAAUCCAAAGGGGCUCUGUGGAAAAAGGAGAUGGCGUCCCAUGAUGAACCUCCUGGUUAUGAUCCUCCAUCAGUUGUAAAGUCAAAGACCAAGUCAGCUAAGCGGAAUGAGAGAAAGAAGGAGAAGCGACUGCAGGCAGCUGAUGAAAAGGAUAAAGUUUUGGAACAAGUGGUUAUUGGAGAGAUCACUGAAGCAAAGGAAUCAUACGAAGAUAAUGGGUUGGAACCUGUCCAGUCAUUAAGUUCCCAGAUGAAUGAACUUUCUGUUUCUACAAAUCCGAAAAUUGAAAACCCUUCUGAGCCAAUUGAUAAUCUACAGUUUCCUUCCAAUGACAUCGAUAAGAGAAUUAGAGCAAUUAAAAAAAAGAUUCGAAUUGCAGAAGCUCAAUUGCAGAAAACACCACUGCAAGAUUUGAAGCCAGAGCAGAUGAACAAGUUAUCGAAACUCGAAAAUUGGCGCUCCGAACUAAUGCUUCUAGAAGAACAAAGGCUAAAACUAAAUUCGUUGUCGUGAAUCGGUGCAGUCAGAAUUAUUGUUCACUUCAUUUAUGCUUUAUGAUGAAGAGACCCAGAAUUACUGAACCAAAAGCGUUUCGAUUUGCACUUCUGAAAAUCUAAUCACCUGUAAAACUCCACCUUUAAAUGUGUUGUGUAAUUGCUUCCAUUCAACUAGUUUUAGGAAGGGCUUGAACUGUAGAUAGUUUUGAAGACAUUGAUUUUCUUUCGCCUCAACAUGAUUUUUUAUGUGAUCUCAAAUCAAAAUGACCAACGAACACUUCAGCUUCUCAAAGAUUA
Molecule: messenger RNA, 1113 nt
Organism: Cucurbita moschata (crookneck pumpkin)
Lineage: Eukaryota; Viridiplantae; Streptophyta; Magnoliopsida; Cucurbitales; Cucurbitaceae
Product: partner of Y14 and mago-like
Exons: 5
Coding region: 140-832 (230 amino acids)
Biological process (GO): exon-exon junction complex disassembly
Cellular component (GO): exon-exon junction complex; cytoplasm
Molecular function (GO): RNA binding
Source: RefSeq, a predicted model, not a curated record